Agrilus planipennis (emerald ash borer) is the source of this 2001-nucleotide messenger RNA. RefSeq names its product insulin gene enhancer protein ISL-2B (gene tup). Lineage: Eukaryota; Metazoa; Arthropoda; Insecta; Coleoptera; Buprestidae. Gene Ontology annotation, molecular function: cis-regulatory region sequence-specific DNA binding; DNA-binding transcription factor activity, RNA polymerase II-specific. Gene Ontology annotation, cellular component: nucleus. Gene Ontology annotation, biological process: axonogenesis; positive regulation of transcription by RNA polymerase II; neuron fate specification. The transcript is spliced from 6 exons. The record is from RefSeq and is a predicted model, not a curated record. Bases 289 to 1467 code for a protein of 392 amino acids.
AGUCGAGAUCGAGGGGUAUCCCGAUUAUGGCAGCGGGGCUACUUUAAGGGUGGUUUUGUAACUAAAGAAUUACCGAGAACGCCGUGCCAGUAAACCAGUUCGUUAACGGACGUAGAUCGGCUAAGUGUUAAUUCAUUGGUGAUUUAAAUGUUAAAAAGUAACACCAAAAUCCUGGAGCCCCCCCAACUAAAAAAAUACCCUUAGACUCUGCAGCUUUGUUAAGAUCGUUAAAGGGAGUGGGUUAUAAGUUUUUUUUAACGUGAAACAGGGUAUAUUCGUCUCGCGCGUAUGGUGAUGUCAGAGCAGGGUGGCAUUGCCAUGCAUCAGCUACCCAUUCAUCACAGAGGUCUGGUACAGCCCAGCUUGGUUAUGAACCCUCAUCCAAUGGGCGAUACCUGCUCCUUAGACUCUCAAACGAAAAAACCUCGGAGGCUAAGUCACUGCGUUGGAUGUGGUGGUCAAAUUCACGAUCAGUACAUCCUUAGGGUAGCUCCUGAUCUCGAAUGGCAUGCUGCCUGCCUUAAAUGUCAGGAAUGUCAACGGUUCCUGGACGAAUCAUGCACGUGUUUUGUUAGGGACGGAAAAACUUAUUGUAAAAUUGAUUAUGUUAGGUGUAUCAUGUAUUCGUUGUACGGAGGAGAGAUGUUGGCAAAGAUUCUGUUUGCACAAGUGAUGUCUUUCGGGUCGUAUGUCGAGACCCCUGGCCCCCGAUCACAUAUGCCCUCCUUCAUCGCCUUCUCCUCCGCCUGUCGCCUUGUUGUUGAUAUCACUGCUUGCUCUUAUUCGGGUUCGGAAAGCGGUUCGCAUAAGAGUGGCGGGGGCGGCAGCGGUACAGGUCGAAAAACGGCGUCGGGGGGUGGUGCGGGUAGCGACGGUAAACCAACGAGGGUGCGGACUGUGCUGAAUGAAAAGCAACUGCAUACGCUGCGCACCUGCUACGCGGCGAAUCCACGUCCCGACGCUCUCAUGAAGGAGCAGCUCGUCGAAAUGACGGGACUCUCACCCCGCGUUAUACGAGUCUGGUUUCAGAACAAGAGAUGCAAAGACAAAAAAAAGACCAUACUUAUGAAGCAGCAGAUGCAGCAGGAGAAGGAUGGCCGUAAGCUCGGUUACGGGGCGAUGCAGGGUAUUCCGAUGGUAGCGUCUUCUCCAGUAAGGCACGACUCCCCGUUAGGAGUUCAUCCGUUGGAAGUACAAGCUUAUCAACCUCCGUGGAAAGCUUUGACGGAUUAUGCUCUUCACAGUGAUCUUGACCAACCACCGCACGCACCUGCCUUCCAGCAAUUAGUCAAUCAGAUGCACGGUUACGAUUUACCUCCACCACCAAUGGGUCCAGCACCAGCAGGUCCCCCUCAGGGAAUGCCUCCUAUCUCAGGUCCUCCGACGGAUGGAAUGACUCAUCCGGACAGUACAGAUAGUUAUGUAACUUGUUUUGAGAGUGACGACAGUUUGCCUGCUAGUCCGUAACCUUCGUAUUUUUCGUUUCUUUGGAACAUGAACUAUCAUUUGCGCCUUGUUAAUUACGAAUUACAGUGCAAUAUUUUUAAAAAUGUUAACUACUUCAGUCAGUUACUUCAGUUAGGAAACGGAAUCGGAAACCAAUCGUAAACAAAACAGAAACAAAAAAAUAUUUUUUUUUUAUCUUAAUACGUAUUAUAGUAAUACCUUAUUAUUAUUGUUAUAUUUUUUUUGUAUUUUAUAACUCCUUGGAAAAAUAAUCUCAUUAAAAUAAGCUAACUGACUGUCGACGUUCAAAUAUGAAUUUUAUUUGAUAAAAGAACUGAUGAACAAAAAUUGGAACAAAUUGUGUAAUUAUUGUAACAUUUCUUGUAUAAUUUGUUAUUAAGCUACUAUAGUGUUUUUCUAGAUGUUUCAGCUAUGAAAGUUUAAAAUUACUUUGUUCGAUAUUUUCAAGUGUCAGUAUCAAAAAUAAUUUAUUACAAUUACAUGUAUUUGAUAUAUCAUGCAUAAAUGUAUAUAAUGUUACAUCUAAAAAGUAUG